CCUCCUGUUCACCACCAAAAUCCGACGCGGGCACAAGCUGGCCAGGGCUUCCGGGCUUCUCCUCUUCCUGCGGUGCUCCUCUAGGUGGGGUAGGCGAGUUUUCCAGCGAGCGGAGCCCGCUCCGUCGCCCGCGGCUUGGCGAAACUUCCUAGCAGAGAGCAAGCGGGGAAGGAGAAGUUGUUGGGAAGCCCCUCCGAGCCUGCAGAGCCCAGGGCUUUGGUGCGUUUUGGGCUCCCUGGGUUGGAGCUGGGGACAUUCAUGACAAGCUCUGUGAGAAGAGGAGACGCGCGCUGGCUGUGCCCGAGCCUCGGCACCUGUGAGAGCCUGACCAAGUGGUUAUCCCGUGCUCCGUACCUGCCAGAGGACCACUUCUCGGGGUUUCGGUGGUGGUGAACUCAUCUGCACAAGCAUCAAACACUGAAUUUACAUAGGCACAAAGAGAGUGUGGAAGGCCAACAGCUCGCACCGUCAUUAAGAUGGGAAUGCAAGAAGAACAAAGCAGCACAAUGGUGAAGUAUCAAGAGAGCAUGGCUCAUCUAGGUGAAUGUAAAUGGACUCACGUGUUCCCUUUUCUGGUGGUCUCCCUGGUGUACUCUGCCAGUGCUGAAUACUCCAACUGCGGUGAGAACGAAUACUACAACCAGACCACUGGCAUGUGCCACGACUGCCCCAAGUGCGAGCCGGGCGAAGAGCCUUACAUGACAUGUGGAUAUGGCACCAAAGAUGAGGACUACGGCUGCAUCCCCUGCCCUUCAGAGAAGUUCUCCAGAGGAGGUUACCAGAUAUGCAGGCGGCACAAAGACUGUGAGGGUUUUUUCCGAGCCACAGUCUUGACACCUGGUGAUCAGGAGAAUGAUGCUGAGUGCGGUCCUUGUCUCCCAGGUUACUACAUGCUGGAAAACAGACCUCGCAACAUAUACGGGAUGGUUUGCUACUCGUGCUUGCUGGCGCCUCCUAAUACCAAGGAAUGUGCAGGGGCUACCUCUGGCAUUUCAGCCAUCUUCCCGAGUACCUCUGGCACAAGCACCUUCUCACCUUACCAGCACGCUCACAAAGGAGAUCUUUCAGGACAAGGACAUCUGGCUACAGCUCUUAUAAUUGCAAUGUCUACCAUCUUCAUAAUGGCUAUUGCCAUUGUCCUCAUCAUCAUGUUUUAUAUUGUGAAAACAAAACCUUCUGCUCAAGCCUGUUGCAAGAGCCAUUCAGUAAAAAAUGUCGAAGCUCAGGCUAACACACAAGAAGAGAAGAAAGAAGUGCAAGAUAAUGUUGUGAUAUUCUCUGAGAAAGAAGAGUUUGAGAAACUUACAGCAACUCCAGCUAAGGCUGUUAAAAGUGAAAAUGAUGCAUCUUCUGAGAAUGAACGCCUUUUAAGCCGUAGUAUGGAUAGUGAUGAAGAAGCUGCAGUUGACAAGCAAGGGACUCCAGAGAGAUGCUUGUUAUCUUUAGUGCAUUUGGCCAGAGAUAAGUCUUCUACAAGCAAUAAGUCAACUGGGAUUCAAAGUCGAAGGAAAAAGAUACUUGACGUGUACGCUAAUGUAUGCGACGUUGCAGAAGGUCUGAGCCCAACAGAAUUGCCAUUUGAUUGCCUGGAGAAGACCAGCCGAAUGCUCAGCUCAACCUACAACACAGAAAAAGCCAUAGUGAAAACAUGGCGCCACCUUGCCGAGAGUUUUGGACUGAAAAGAGAUGAGAUCGGUGGUAUGACAGACGGCAUGCAGCUCUUUGAUCGCAUCAGCACAGCAGGUUACAGCAUCCCAGAACUGCUAACCAAACUGGUGCAAAUAGAGCGGUUGGAUGCUGUUGAAUCCUUGUGUGCAGAUAUUCUGGAGUGGGCACAAGCAAUGCCUGCUCCUGAGCCAGCGGGGACGUCCUGACAUGCCUUCCUGGGAGCAGCGCUUCCACAUCACCCUCAAGAACCAUGAUUCCGCUGAGCACCGCAUAAAAAACUUUGGACAAGAGACCAUUGAUGUUUAUUCUACAUAAUCGUUCACGAUAACCAGUGGGAAGUGUUUCUCUUUGGCUUCUAAAAGAAGUGAAGUUACACACCUACCAAAACAAAAGCAGAAAUCUCCCAAGAAGCUUGGUAUGAAACAUGUCAAUAAACAAAAUGAUCGUGUUAAACAGUUACUGAUAAGCGGACACACAAACAUCCAUUUUGAAGUCUGUGUAUAAGUGCAGAUAACCCUGCCGAUACCCUUCCUGCCUGGCCUUCAAGAGAGGCAUUGGAUUGCUCUCUGAACAUAUUCCAGUCUCUUAGGACUUUAUUCAACAGUUUAAUAGUUACAGUCAAAAGCAGUACCACAGCUAACGUAAUUCAUACACAUAAGGCACGUACAUUUCUAUCGGCUCUAACACAUUCAAUACGUAACCGGUUUAGUUUUCUACACUUACUAUGGGUUUGUUGAACCUAGAAGUAUGUGCAUAGGUGCAUACACAGAGUCCUCAGAUUAAUUUGCUAUAUGAAAAAAGAGUCUGACAUAAUUUACAGAUUGAAGUGCUUCAAAAUGCUGUACAUAAUGCACAUAAAUGCAUACUUGGUCCAUACUGACAUUUCAGGAACUGUAAAUUCAAUUUGCUGACUUGCUGAGGACAAGCUGGUUACUGAGCAGUAAAAGCUGGCAAUCACUCCUUGUAAGCUGAGAGCAGCAAGCUCUCUUCUUCCUUGCCACGACAAAAACAGAA
Messenger RNA from Pezoporus flaviventris, 2682 nucleotides. It is a transcript of the gene EDAR, whose product is annotated as ectodysplasin A receptor. Gene Ontology annotation, molecular function: signaling receptor activity. Gene Ontology annotation, cellular component: plasma membrane. Lineage: Eukaryota; Metazoa; Chordata; Aves; Psittaciformes; Psittacidae. The coding region runs from base 477 to 1874 and encodes 465 amino acids. The transcript has 13 exons. The record is from RefSeq and is a predicted model, not a curated record. Gene Ontology annotation, biological process: positive regulation of canonical NF-kappaB signal transduction; positive regulation of JNK cascade.